Molecule: messenger RNA, 6487 nt
Organism: Dreissena polymorpha
Lineage: Eukaryota; Metazoa; Mollusca; Bivalvia; Myida; Dreissenidae
Exons: 7
Coding region: 229-1521 (430 amino acids)
Molecular function (GO): ubiquitin-protein transferase activity
Source: RefSeq, a predicted model, not a curated record
CGAUGCAAGUUGGAGUUGAUUCCAAGGGAAAAGUCUCUUCAAGAGCUGAAAGCAGAUACCAAAUCGUGUGGCUUUGUGAGACUCUGGGUCCUACCAGACUACUGUAUUGGUCCCCAGAUAACUGCUCCUACAUCAUCCGCCUCAAUGCCAACCGUAAAGCUUACACCAGCCAUCCUGUCAACACCAGCAGUCAGGACUACGCCAGCCAUCCCGUAAACGCCAGCCAUCAUGACUACGCCAGACAUCCCAUCAAUGCCAGCUGUCACGACUAUGCCAGACAUCCUGUCAACACCAGCCGACACGACUUCGCAAGCCAUCCCGUCAAUGCCAGCCAUCAUGUCAACGCCAGCCAUCCUGUCAACGCCAGCCCUCACGACUACACCAGCUGUUGAGAUUGACUAUGAUUUACAGAUUGACGUUCCAGAAAUUCAGAAUGCACAGAGUGAUUCCCUAUAUGAGCCUGCUGGGACACCCACGGUUCUCUUUCGACGUCAACAGACUGUCUUUGACAUAGCCAGAGACAAGGACCAGCCUGAUGACCAGACAGCCAACCAGUCAUCAGCCGUUCUGAAUGAGUUCAUCCCUGCUGUUCAAACAGCACAAGCCAUUCUACCUAGCGGUAUAACAGAUAAUGCUAGAGAGCGGCUCCAACAACUAGCCAGUACGUGCAUCACCGGUCCCAUUACAAUCCCUAUGCUCCUGGAGGUAAGACGAAACCAUGUCAUGAAAGACGCCCUAGGCACCAUACGGUACUCACAAGAUGACCUCAGCAGCAAACUCCAGAUCAAGUUCAUCGGUGAGGCGGGUGUUGAUCUCGGUGGUCUCCGUCGCGAAUUCUUUUCCCUCCUUGUAUACCAGUUCAGCCAUUCAGCGCUGACAUCAGGUUCUCCUGGGCGCCUCACAUUCAGGAAGAACUAUGUGGAGCGUGAGAAAAACACCUUGUUCCACCUUGGCCAGCUGGUGGCUCUGUCCAUUCUCCAAGAUGGUCCAGGUCUGCCUGUGUUUGCUGACUGUGUGGUCAAGAAGAUCCUCGACAUCAGAACCAAUGGUGUGAAUCCAAAUGACCUCAAUCCAGAGAUGGUAGAAACACUUGAAAAGAUGAUACAUGCCUCAUCAGACAGAGAGUUACAAGAGCUGUAUUUCAGCAUUUACGACCAGCGAGAGGCAGCAGGCUUCAUCCUCCCGUGUAACUCAUUAAAAAAAGACCACAUCCCCCUCCUGCAGUCCGCCCUUGUGAGCAACAUGGUCCUGGAUUGCAGAGAUGAACUGGACCAGUUCAUUGAAGGUCUACAAACUCACAAUGUGAUGACAUUGGUGAGGGAGGAGAAGCUGUGCUGUCUCUUCAGCGUUGGGAAGCCUCCAGUCACCGUUGUUGAUGUCAGAGGUUUGCUUAACUUCAAGUACCGUCAGGAUAUAAACCGGGAGGCUGACCGUGAAACUGGCCUGCAGUUUGUAAGAUUUAUUCAGGCGACGAAGGGUGAUUGGGGCCACCGUCAACGGGAUUACCCUGAAGCCACAUGAUGUCCUCAUGUGGAUGACGGGAUCAUCAGAAAUCCCGGCUGUGGGUUUCCACAAGCUCAUUGACAUAGAGUUUGGGUUGGAGGAAAGGGUUAACACAUGUGCACUUUGUGUAACUCUCAAGCAUCCGACGCCGAUGGUUGAGGACCCUGUGUUGUAUUUCACUGAGCGUGUAAUUAACUCAUCAUUAUUUGGUGCUAUGUGACAUGUCUAUAUGUUAUGGAGACUGUCAACUGUGUUGUAUUUUUAGCUAUCCUAAAAAGGAGAGUUCGAAACUGGGUCAUGCCGGGUCAAAAACUUGGUCUCAAGGUCAAAGAAAAGAAAACCUUGUUAACACUGUAGAAGUCACAUUUGAUUCCCAAUCAUCGUGUAACUUUGUGAAAUUGUUUGUCUAGUGAUAUGUUGGUUGAAUUCAAAAAUGGUCCCAGUCCCUUGAAAAUAUGGCGGCCAGGGGGCGGGGCAGUAUUCCUAAUAUGGCUAUUGAGAAACCUUGUGGACACUCUUGAAGUCACAUUUUUUACCUAAUCAUCAUGAAACUUGGUCAAAAAUUGGUUUCAUUGAUAUCUUGAACGAGAUCAAAAAUGGUCUAGAUCAGUAAAAAAACAUGGCUGCCAUGGGGCGGGGCAGUUUUUUCUAUAUGUAUACAGUGAAAACAUGUUAACACUGUAGAAGUCUUUAUUUGGUCCAAUCUAGAUGCAAUUUGGUCAGAACAUUUGUAACGACGGUUGUGUUCGAAAAAAGUUCAGAUCAGUAAAAAAACAUGGCCACUGGGGGGGGGGGGGUCCUUAUAUUUAUAUAUUUAAAAAAGUAGUGAACACUCUUGAAGACACAUUUUUGUCUAAUCAUCAUGAAAUUUUGUCUAAACAUAGAUUAAAAAAGUUGUUUCAAAUACGCGCAAGAAUUACGUUGAUAUCUCCAACAUCAAGGUCACACUGUGAGUUCAAAGGUCAAUAAUGGCCAUAAAUGAUCUUGUCCGGGCAAUAUAACUAUGACAUUCCUUGUGAGAUUUUAAAAUUACUCGGAACAUUUGUUCUCAAUCGUUGGACCGUGUGUCAUGCUCAAGAAUAGCGUCGAUAUCUCCAAAGUCACGGUCACACUUGCAGUUCCAAAGUCACAAAUGGCCAUAUAUGAGUUUGUGCAUGCCAUAACUAUGUCAUUCAUUGUGAUAUUUUUAAAUAACUCUGUACAUAAAUAUUUAUCACAGUAAAUGGACGGCGUGUCAUGCCAAAGAAAUCAAGAGUUCAAAGGUCAAAAUGGCCAUAAAUGAUAAUUGAUUAAUAAUUCUUAAAAAUCGCCAUAAAUAAGCUUUUAUUGUUUUGUGAAGACAGCAUGAAACAUAUUCUGUGUCAAAGCCGCAUGUGGGGUUAUACGUCACGUCUGUGACAAAGCUCUCUAGUUAUAAUAAUUUUUUGAAAACCCGGUUUUGUGACAAUUUUGUCCAUUGUUUUUUUUUUUUUUUUUUUUUUUUUUUUUACUGGAGCAUUUGGGAUCCAAUUUUUACAUUUAUCAAUAUAAACCAUUUAAUGGCAAACUUCAAUACAUGCCAAAAUCUGUAAACAGGCCCCCAUUCUAUUUAUUGUGUUAGACAGAAAUACAAAUAUGUUUGUGUGUAUAUUUUUAUUUGUUAUGCAAAAACUUUAUAUAAACGGGAGGAAAUAAUAUCUACCCUUAUUUUUUAUUAUUUUGUAAUAAUUAUUUAGUUAUGUUAACUGGAGCUUAAAAAAUCUUCUGUUAAAGCUUAAGACUUCUCAGCCAUCAUUUAUCAAUAUGUUUUAAAAGUUACUAUUUUCCUCAAAUGUUUAGUAUUUAAAAGUGAUGUAAUAAAUUGUAUUGAACUUUUUUAAUGGAAUAUGGUAAUACAUACAUGCAUUGCCCCAAAAAUGUGCAAGUUAUUUUAAAAAAUAUUUUUUUUUAGAUCAUAUGCCUUAACAAAUUGUUAGGUUACUUAUUUCAACACUAGGAUUUUCGGGUCACCGGCUACAAUAGUAGCUGCGACAAAAGUCACAAAUAUGGAUAACUUCUCCAUCAUCUGUGUGUAUGUUUCUGUCCAUCAAACUGACCGAAGCAUACAUUUAAAGAUAUCAACUUCAUACAAACAUAUAUCAUUUUGUUUGAAAGAACUAUAGUAUUAAGUGUGAAAUGUUUAACGGACAGACAACAUGUUUAAGAAGAGUUUCUUUUUACAAUUAUAUAUUUGAUUAUGUUUUCAUUUUAAAAGGUUUAACACUUUCUGUGUUGAAAAUUUCAGAUUAAUCGGCCGACUUGCUUGGAAAUUAGGAAACUUAAAAGUUGCCAAAACUUGCAAAAAUGCCAUUUUUGUGUGACAUUUAUUUUUUGGUAAAUAAGAAGUGCUUGUAAAAAAAAGUAUAGUAUCAUAUUAAAUUAUGUUUGUAUUUAUACUGUAGCAAGACUAUCUGUCUUUCUCAGAAAGUCAUUUUCAAGAGAAAAAAUUGCUUAUUUUAGGUGUUUUUAGCUCACCUGAGCACAACGUGCUCAUGGUGAGCUUUUGUGAUCGCCUUUUGUCCGUCGUGCGUCGGCAACAUUUUGCCUUGUGAACACUCUAGAGGCCACAUUUAUUGUCUGAUCAUCAUAAAAUUCGGUCAGAACAUUUGUCCCAUUCAUACCUUGACUGAGUUCGAAACUGGGUCAUGCUGGGUAAAAAAUUAGAUCACUAGGUAAAAAAAAAAGAAAAACCUUGUGAACUCUGUAAAAGUCACAUCUGAUGCCCAAUAUUCAUGUAACUUUGUCAAAAUGUUUGUCAAAAUGAUAUGUUGGUUGAGUUUAAAAAUGGUUCCGGUCCAUUGAAAAACAUGGCCGCCAGGGGGCGGGGCAGUAUUCCUUAUAUGGCUAUAGAGAAAACUUGUGAACACUCUAGAAGUCACAAUUUUUCCCAAUCAUCAUGAAACUUUGUCAAAACAUUGGUUUCAAUGAUAUCUCGGAUGAGUUCGAAAAUGGUCCAGAUCGGUGAUUAAAAAACAUGGCCGCCAGGGGGCGGGGCAGUUUUCCUUAUAUGUCUAUAGUAAAACCUUGUUAACACUCAAGAGGCCACAUUUAUUGUCCAAUCUUCAUGAAAUUUGGUCAGAAGAUUGGUCUCAAUGAUAUCUUGGAUGAGUUUGAAAAUACUUACGUUUUCUUGAAAAACAUGGCUGCCAAGGGGCGGGGCAUUUUUCCUAAUAUGGCUAUAUAGGGCUAUAGUAAAACAUUGUGAACACUUUAGAGGCCACAUUUAUUUCCAAUCUUCAUGAAAUUUGGUCAGAAGAUUGGUCUUAAUGAUAUCUUGUAUGAGUUUGAAAAUGGUUACGUUUGCUUGAAAAACAUGGCUGCCAAGGGGCGGGGCAUUUUUCCUUAUAUGGCUCUAUAUGUCUAUAGUAAAAUCUUGUUAACACUCUAGAGGCCACAUCUAUUGUCCGAUCUUCAUGAAACUUGGUCAGAAGAUUCCUUCCAAUAAUAUCAUGGACAAGUUCAAAAAUGAUGCUUGUUGGUUGAAAAACAUGGCCGCCAGGGGGCGGGGCAUUUUUCCUUAAAUCGCUAUAGUCAAACCUUGUUAACACUCUAGAGGCCACAUUUAUUUUCCUAUCUUCAUGAAACUUGGUCAGAAGAUUUGUCCUAAUGAUAUCUUGGAUGAGUUCGAAAAUGGUUUCGGUUGCUUAAAAAACAUGGCCACCAGGGGACAGGGCAUUUUUGCUAAAAUGGCUAUAUAUCAUGCUUUAGUAAAACCUUGUUAACACUCUAGAGGCCACAGUUAUUGUCCGAUCAUCAUGAAACUUGGUCAGAUGAUUUGUCCCAAUGAUAUCUUGGAUGAGUUCGAAAAUGGUUCCGGUUGGUGGAAAAACAUGGCCGCCAAGGGGGCGUGGCAUUUUUCCUUAUAUGGCUAUAGUAAAACCCUGUUAACACUAUAGAAGCAAUAUUUAUUGUACGAUCGUCAUGAAACUUUGUCAGAAGAUUUGUCCCAAUGAUAUUUUGAAGUUCGAAAUUGGUUCCAGUUGCUUGAAAACCAUGACCACCAGUGAGCGGGGCAUUUUUCCUGAUAUGGACUUAUGAAUCUUCAUGAAACUUUGUCAGUAUAUUUGUUGAAAUGAUAUCUCGGAUGUGUAUGAAAAUGGUUCUGGUCUGUUGAAAAACGUGGCUGCCAGGAUGUUCACUAGUCAAGAAAGUUGAUAAGAACAUGUUCUAAUGACAUAUUGGGCUUCACAGAACAGGUCAGUUCCUUUUAAUCUCAGGUGAGCGACUUUGGGCCUUUCAGGUCCUCUUUUUUAAAAUGUACUCAAUUGAGUCUUAAAGAGCAUUUUCAUACCUUCAUUACAUAUUGCAUGAAAUUAACAAUAAGGGCGGUCUUAAAAUGUAUGUAACCUAUCUAUUUCACUAGACGUUAAGCACCAUUGUCUUACACAGUCACAGCUUGAUGGUGUGUCUCUUCUAAUUCUCACUGUUUGAUGAUAUCAGAUUUGUAUGAAAAGCUAUCUUCACUUAUUCUCAAGACCCUAGCACAGGUAUACAUUUUUUAGUCAAAUAUGCUGACAAGUAACAACUGUACAUUGCAUGGAAUAUGUGUCCCAGCAGUCACGGUUUUUGUCCCAACAGUGACGGCUGUUUAAAGUGCCUCUUUGUCUGCUUUAACAUCACCCUAAACAUAAGUAUGCAUGACAUUGUGUUCAUUGAACAGCCAUUGAGAGAAUAAGACUGGUCUUUGACCUUUCAGGUUUAUAAAUUCAUCAUACUAACUCUAGAAACUUUUUGUCGCAACAGUCACGGCUGAUGUACUAUACACAGAUCACAAACUUUUAGUGGGUCCAAAAAUUAUUACUUUGUGGUCCAAAUAAUUCCCAAACCUCUGUUAUUUUAAUUUUAUAACAUUGUAGUGUAAAAUAUGCAUAAAUACACACAAAAUGAUGGUCUUAAUGCAAUUGAACAUGUCCCAACAGUCACAUUUAUGUAUUUAUUAAUUCUUAACAAUAUCUACAAUAAACUG